AUGCAUUUUUAUGUUCUAUUAAGUGACAAAAUAAAGUUAACUAUGGAACAAAAUAAUUCCUGCUGCUCAUCUAAUCAUAGUUCUAAUGAUACUGAUAUUCUUAUGAAAAUACCAAAUAAUUUUUUCGAUCCAAAUAUAAAUGUAGAGAAAUCUCAUUUCUCCAACGACAAUGAUUUCAUGGAAGAACUAGACAAUUUCCUCAAUAAAGAAAACAAAAACGAUGUUCACAAUUCAACAAGUAAUGAUUUACUUUGCUACGAAAAUUUUGUGGAUCCUUUACAACAAGCACCGCUAGAUAAAACUGACAAUGACUUGAAUCUUCAAGAAGAGCGUCUGAAACGACAACAUUAUGAGCAAUUAUCUUCUAUUUUACAAAAGAAAAUUAUUCAACUUCAACAAAGAUUAUCACUCUUAUUGAAGUCAAAUAAUGAAAAGGAUCAAAUUAUUCAAAGAUUGAAACAUAACGAAGGAUUAGAUGUUGAGAAUACAAAACUUCGGGAAAAAAAACAUACAAGAUCUUUGGCAGAUCGGGAACUUUUCAGUUUGAAGUUUCAAGUCAAACAAGCCAAAGAUGAUAAAUUGAAACUUCAAGAAAGACAUGAAAAAGAGAAACAAACUUUAGAAACAAAACAAAAGAAAAUUUUCAGCAACAUGAUGGAUGAAUUCUCAGAUAAAGAGCGGAAACUUUUGAAAGAGCUUGAUCAACAACGAACUGCAUUGAAAAACUAUUAUCAAACUCAACUUGAAAGUGCAUUAGGGCAAAAGGCUGGCGAGCUUCAAGAGCAAUUAGAGCAAUUUCAAAAUGAAAUCAAACAGGAAGCUGCAAGACGAGAAAAAUCUAUAAAUGAAAAAGCAAUCAUGCAAAUGGAGUUGAUUGUUAGAAAGAAUGAAGAAGAAAUUGAUCUUUUAAAUCAAAAGUGCAUGGAAGAAGUCGAACUUUAUAAAGCUCAACUACUGAAUGCAACGCGAACAAUUGAAUCGCUUGAAUCAAAAUUAAAUGAGUAUCAAAUUCGUCGUCAUGAUAUUGCUGAGAAUCUUCAUUCAAUUAUGGAGACUCAAUGGAGGAAAACUUUAGAAAUUCUCACUAAUCCAUCAAGGCUGAGGGACUAUAAAGGCGAUCCUCUAAGUAAUGACGUAUCAGAAAGUGACAAUAAUCAACAAUUUAAACAAGAGAAAACAAUAAAUAAUCUUUCAAAAAGUGAGGAGAAUCUUAAGUCUGAACUUUUGCGUAAUUAUAUUGAUAUGCUUUUGAAACAAUCACCAAAAUCCGACAAAGCAAACAGUGAAACAAAUUCCCAAAAAAGUUUGUGUAAAGGGUCACACCGACCGAAAAGCAGCAAUUCAAAGCCUUGGAAAUGACAAUAGCAUUAACUGGCUUAAUGUUUGCUUUUAAUACAAUGUUUUUAAACCUUUUUAUUAUUAUUGCAAUAAAUCGAUUGAUGAUUUUACAAGAUAAAUAAAAUUAAGCAUAUUUUUGAUGAUUAACUUAACGCAGAUUUCCUUAUUCAACAAUAUGUGAGAUUAUAAUAAUUAUUAUUGGAAUUUAUAUGUUGCGUUGGAUAAAUGGCUGUCAUUUUAGUCGAGAGAGUUUAAUGUCAGUAGUUGCUUGAGAACUUUGGUUUGUGAUGUCUCACGAAUUUCACCAGCCAAGAACAUUUCAUCUACAACUG
This is a messenger RNA of Clunio marinus, 1670 nucleotides long. The record is from the annotation of a GenBank genome assembly. NCBI's taxonomy places the organism in Eukaryota, Metazoa, Arthropoda, Insecta, Diptera, Chironomidae.